Molecule: messenger RNA, 1512 nt
Organism: Symbiodinium sp. CCMP2456
Lineage: Eukaryota; Dinophyceae; Suessiales; Symbiodiniaceae
Source: the annotation of a GenBank genome assembly
UUGUCAAGGUUUGAGGGUUUUGUGGACCCGCUUCCAGACAGUGCUGUGUACAGUGCACAGUGGACAGCAGCACUGGCCAUGGGUCGUCUUGAUUUCCUACCUCUGCCUAAUGGAUGCGAUGAUGGAAAGCCUACACUUUCAGAAGUCAACAGAAGCUCAGGGGCCCUUCUGAAGAGUUUCGAGGGACAUGACGUAGGUGCUCUCCGAAGUCGUUGCCGGUACCUCAAGUUCCUCCGGCUGCGGAGCUCUGCUCGAGCUCGAACCGUGGCGCAAACUGUGCCAGAGGAUUGCCAAGACCAAAACUCAGCGAAGGAGCUGAAGAGGCUGCGUUUCUUGCAUGCCAAAGCAGAGGACAUGCUCGCAAAGCAAAGCGCGAGGCAGCGGUGCGUCAGCCUGGCCCAUGCCAAGGGCCUGCGCCGAAGAGCACAGCGGCCUGGCAGAGGUAAGGGCGGCUGCCCAGGUCUUUUAGCUCCGGACUGGCCUCUGACCGAAUCCACAGCCCGUCCCUGGUCUGUUUGGCCCGAAUUCGGCUGUGAAAGCACCCCUCGCCGGACUCCAGUGCCUGGUUGCCAGCGCUUUGCACGCUGGCACCGUGCCCUGGAGCUUGCCGAGGAAGUUGCCCGAAACUACAGAUAUCCACUCAGGCCUUGCCCCUUCGAGGCAAAGCUGGAAGAGGCGCGGCGCCAGCUGUCCUCGGACGCCUUUGAUGCCCUGCGUGCCGAGUUUCUGCGCAGGCACGGGCGGAACAUUCUCCAGUCGCUGACGUUGAAGACGAAGCUGAAAAUUCGGAGUCUGUCGCCAACGCCUUUGUCCAGCAGCGUCCGCAAUGGGUUUCUGCAAACAUACUCUGAAGGCAGGGGCGGGGACUUGCUCCCCACAUUCCACGGCACCAACGUCUCCAACCACGCCUCAAUCUUUGAGCGCGGCCUGCUGAUCCCGGACAAGGAUACAAACGGGCUCAUGGUCAUCCAUGGAUCUGCACAUGGAUUGGGGACUUACAGUGCCUCCCUGGAGAACCCGCUUCUGGCCUUGGGCUUCGUGCGGCCAUACAAGUCAGCUUUGCUAGUGUGCGGCGUGGUGGACGACACGGCCCCCACGAGCUGCGCAGCCUCUAGGACUUACGGCUUCUGGUCAUGCACGAGAGAGUCGCAGCAUGUGCGUGUGGUUGGCGACGCCGUGAUUGCCCUGAAGCCCCACCGCAUUGCCCCGCUCUUCACCGCUAAUCUCCGUCACGUGGAGAAGACUCUGCAUGCUAAGCAGCGGGCCCGCGCACGGCGCACGCGGAAUGCUUCGAAGGCAUAUCGGCAUGUGCGAUGUAGCGUCAAGCUGGACCCCUGCCUUCAUCCGUGGCACAUCUUGUUGCGAGGAGGCAGGACCUCUGGCGGAUGUAUUUUCGUGACCCGGGCCCAGCAGGACCGUGCAAAGAUGGAGUGGGCAUCGAUCAAGCACCACAGCUCGAAAUGGCUGAAGGCACAUGGCUAUUGGAAUGCCAAGGCUUUCAAGAUUUUCUGA